Messenger RNA from Phascolarctos cinereus (koala), 3118 nucleotides. It is a transcript of the gene SUPT7L, whose product is annotated as SPT7 like, STAGA complex subunit gamma. NCBI's taxonomy places the organism in Eukaryota, Metazoa, Chordata, Mammalia, Diprotodontia, Phascolarctidae. The record is from RefSeq and is a predicted model, not a curated record. Gene Ontology annotation, molecular function: protein heterodimerization activity; transcription coactivator activity. Gene Ontology annotation, cellular component: SAGA complex.
UCCUUCCAAGUUCGGUGGGCUUUGCUGUCUCGAGGCUUCCACGCGCCGCUCGCCGUCCGCGCUUCGCCCCCGCAGGCGUCUCCAGGGGCUUCAGGGCCCUGCUGAGGACGGGCUCAGACGUCGCCCCCUCCCAGCCAUCCCUCCGGUUAAAUAUGCCCAGUUCUUUCAGUAAUUCCUCAUAUAAUAGAAGCUGUAGUAGAGCACUUACAACAUGAUAUGAUCAGAAAUCGUAUGUUUCUUCAAUGAGAGCUGUGCAGAUCCUUCUGCAGUACUUCUGGUGCAAACAUUUUUCUAGGUAGUCUUGGAUGGCCUGACUUUGCUUACUCAGACAAGGAUGGUAUAAGGAGGUGAUUUGACCAAUCUGCUUUCUAUUUUGGAAGCCUAUCUUGUGAAUUAAGAAAUAUUGUUUUUGUCAGACUUAACAACUCGUUCUCAAAAAUGCUAAGAUACUGGGGAGAAAUCCCAAUAUCAUCCAGCCAAGCUAACAGAAGCUCCUUUGAUUUGCUCCCACGGGAGUUUCGUCUGGUGGAAGUCCAAGAUCCACUCUUGCACCAACCCUCUGCCAAUAAGCCACGGCCAACCACCAUGCUGGACAUCCCAUCUGAGCCUUGUAGCCUCACCACCCACACAAUCCAACUUAUCCAGCACAACCGGCGCCUACGAAGCCUCAUUGCUACAGCCCAGGCUCAAAUGCAGCAGCAGGCAGAGGGCAUCAAAACUGAAGAGAGUGAACCACUUCCAUCCCGUCCAGCUUCACCUCCCCUCCCUGAUGACCUGCUUUCUUUGGAUAACAAGACUGGCAAAAUGCCAUUCCAGAUCAGGCAUAGUGACCCAGAGAGUGACUUUUACCGAGGAAAGGGGGAACCUGUGACUGAACUGAGUUGGAACUCCUGUCGUCAGCUGCUUUACCAGUCAGUAGCCACAAUCCUGGCUCAUGCAGGCUUUGAAUGUGCUAAUGAAAGUGUCCUGGAGACUCUCACAGAUGUGGCCCAUGAGUAUUGCCUUAAAUUUACCAAGCUGCUGCGCUUUGCUGUGGACCGGGAGGCCCAGUUGGGGCAGACUCCAUUUCCUGAUGUUAUGGAGCAGGUGUUCCAUGAAGUAGGCAUUGGUAGCGUGCUUUCCCUGCAGAAGUUCUGGCAGCACCGCAUCAAGGACUAUCACAGUUAUAUGUUACAGGUUAGCAAGCAGCUCUCUGAGGAGUAUGAGAAGAUUGUAAAUCCUGAGAAAGCUACAGAAGAUACCAAACCUGUGAAAAUCAAAGAGGAGCUUGUCAGUGAUAUCACCUUCCCUGUCAGUGAGGAGUUGGAAGGAGACCUGGCAUCUGGUGACCAGUCUUUACCUGUAGGAGUGCUUGGAGCUCAGAAUGAACGGUUCUCAUCCAACCUAGAGGUUGAAGCUUCCCCACAGGCUUCAGGGUACUACACAGGGAGUGUGCGGAUAAUCUUUCUCCAAGAAACACUGGACUGCUGUUGGCCAUGAUCUGCUACCUGGGUACUAACUACAUGGUUGUGGUUUCUAAUGAGGGAUGGGUGGCUUUCACAACACUAAUAUAUGCUAUGUUUUAUAACAUAUCUAUGACAACUUUACUGACCUUAUAUACCUUUUAUCCAUGAGUAUAAAAUUAGAGUCAUGCUUUAUAUUAGCAUGUGAAAAUUAAAGUAUCUCCCUGGAAUAAAAUUCAUGAAAGUCAAACAUCUUUUAUCACUGGUCUUACAUCAGGGUACAACUUGUUAGCUAAACAACUGAUUUUUUUAUUUAGUUUAAAUAAUUUAUGAAAAAUUGGCCAGACACCCAGUAUGAAGUCUUUAGACCACAUAGCUAGUCUAAAUUUUUCCUACUCAACAAUGGAGAAGGUAACCAAUAAAAUUGGUAGGAAAAUUGAAUAACAGGAUGAAGAAAAAGGAACUUAGACUCAUAUUUUGUAUCAUCUAAAAUAAAUUCCAAAUCAGUGAUCUAAAUUUAAAAACAUAUACAUCAUAGAAAAGUUGGAAGAAAAUGAAAUUAUAGAUAUCACAAUUGUGAAAAAGAAGAAAAUUGUUAAAAUGGAAAAAAAUUAUAGACAAAAGCAGAUCGGUUUGAUCACAGAAAACAGAUCUUGUACAAAAAAUCAUCCACAAUAAAAACCAGUGGAAAAAAUGUGUUGCAAAUGUUUUUUGAUAAAAAUGAGACAUACAAAAUCUAUGAAGAAUUAAUGCAAAUUUGUAAGAGUAAAUCCCUAAAUGGUCAAGGGGUGUAUGGAUGGGAAGUUCUUAUAAGGAAUCUAAAUUAUUAACCACCACCAGAAAAAUUCUUAAAACUCACUAGUAGAGAAAUAUACAUUAACAUUUUUUUGUACCAGACUUGUAAUUUAAUUGGUAUAGGAAAUUCCCCAUAAGGAAACUCCACACCAAUGCAGGUCAGCACCUUCUUUGCAACUAACAGUUUUCAAGAGUUGUCUAGGCUACUGAGAGGUCAAGUCACCGCCUAGGGUCACAUGACAGUAUGUGCCAGAGGCAGGCCUUGAACAAAGGUCUUCCUGACUUGAAGGCCAACUCUCUAUCCAUUAUGCCAUGCUGCCUCUGCUGCACAAUCUUAUUAAAUUGGCAAAAAUAGUUAUAAAAUUCAGCGAUGGUAGGGGCAAUGGAGAAAGCCUGGGGGAAGCUGUGAAUUGGUGUAAACUUGUAUAUGGCGAUAUGUGAACAUCAAAACUUCACAAAAUCUGAGUUGGAAGGGACCUCAGAGGCCUUUUACUGCAGUCCAUAUUUGAAAUUCCAUCUAUAACAUGCCAGUUGAAUGUAAGCUUCUUACAGGCAAGAGCUGGGUCUUUUUUGUCUUUGUAUCCCCAGUGCCUUGCAUGUAGUAGAUACUUAAUGUUUGUCUUCCUUCAGAGGAUUUGAGGUUAAUUUGGAUAUUUAUAAUAGUCAGAAUGGUUUGACUGCUCGAAGUUGUUCUUAAAACAAUACUGCUGUUACUAUAUAUGUCCUCUUGGUUCUGAUAAUUUCACUCUUUAUUAUUUCAUGGAAGUCUCUCCGGGCUCUUCUAAACUCAUUGAGCACUACUCCAGAUCACUAUUGAUUAGAGAAAUGCAAAUCAAAACAACUCUGAGGUACUGCAUCAUAAUUAUCAGAUUGGCUAACAU